Messenger RNA from Rhineura floridana, 5124 nucleotides. Its product is annotated as zinc finger protein 883-like. The record is from RefSeq and is a predicted model, not a curated record. NCBI's taxonomy places the organism in Eukaryota, Metazoa, Chordata, Lepidosauria, Squamata, Rhineuridae. Gene Ontology annotation, molecular function: RNA polymerase II cis-regulatory region sequence-specific DNA binding; DNA-binding transcription factor activity, RNA polymerase II-specific. The transcript has 7 exons. Gene Ontology annotation, biological process: regulation of transcription by RNA polymerase II. The coding region runs from base 592 to 2172 and encodes 526 amino acids.
AUCGUCACUUCCUUUGGGAAUCUGAAGUGUCCGGAGUCUCAUCGAGAGGCCCAAACUCCCAACUCUGUGCGUGCAGUGCAAGAUUCCUCUUUGGCUCCUCCUCUGAGAGCGACGCGGAGAGAGAGAGAGAGAGAGAGAGAGAGGGAGGAGGGAUCCUGCCGCUUGGCUGUCUAGGGGUUAAAACUCGUUUCCUAGAGAGGAAGGGAGGGGGGAUGAAGGGGCGGGGUCCUGCAGAAGAAGAAGAAAACACCUCCCUGCAAAGUCCUUUCCUUCCUGGCCUCUCACGUGGGGCUUGAAAGUGGCCUUUGUCUUUCCCAAGCGCUGCGUCGGUGGCCCCGUUGGGGAUCUGCAUCCAGCAACUCCAGCAGGGAGAGAGGCAGGACAAAGAGGCCCCUCAAAAUCGAAACCAACAGGGCAGUUCUUCUCAAAGAAGCCAAGGCGAAGGAGCCAGGGUGCAAACGCAACCGGUAUCAGGCAAAGUGGACGAGGCCAUAAGCAAAUACUGGCUGUUAGAACUCAUCUGGCCUUGUAGCAGGAAGAUGUUCCUCUAUCACCGAGGCUGUGAGCAGUGAGGAAUUCUGGGAAAGAACCAUGCAGAAGGUCCCAGCUGAGGAGGACACCCUCUGCUCAGAUGUGCAGCGCCAACAGCUCAGGCAUUUCCGCUACCAGGAAGCCAAGGGCCCCCGGUACAUUUGCAACCAACUCCACCAUCUCUGCCUACAGUGGCUGAAGCCAGAGCGACACACAAAGAACCAAAUCCUGGACCUGGUGAUCCUGGAGCAGUUCUUAGCUGUCCUUCCACCAGAGAUGGAGAACUGGGUGAGGGAAUGUGGAGUGGAGACGAGUUCCCAGGCGGUGGCCCUGGCAGAAGGUUUCCUCCUGAGCCGAGCAGAAGACAAGAAACAGGCCAAGCAGCAGGGAAAGGAUCUCUUUGCAGAAACGGGCACCAAUUUCCUUGAUGCCGCAAAGCUUCCAUCAGACACCUUUCAGGGCCCAUUGGGGAAUGAAAUGACACCAGGGAGACCUCCUCAGCUGUCUCUCUAUUCCGAUGGAGGGGAAGCAGCUGCUGUGGAACCAGAUGAGCGUCCAGUCUCCCUUGCGGAUGUGGCUGUGUCUUUCACGAAGGAGGAGUGGGCACUGUUGGAUCCUGACCAGAAAGCUCUGCAUAGGGAAGUCAUGGAGGAAAAUGGUGGGCUCGUGGCCUUUCUCGAAAGUGACAAAUUGAAAACCAAGAAUAAGAGAGACCGUGGCAAACUUCACACAGUUGGGGAGCGUGCAGAGAACUUAACUCCGAAUUCCCAACACAGAAUUCACACCGGGGUGAAACCAUAUAAUUGCUUGGAAAGUGGAAAAAGUUUCAGUCUGAGCAGCCAUCUCACUAACCAUCAAAGAAUUCAUACAGGUCAGAAACCAUAUCAUUGUGUGGAAUGUGGAAAGAGUUUCAGUCGGAGAGACAGUUUUGCUUACCAUGAAAAAGUUCACAGCGGGGAGAAACCAUAUCAUUGCUUGGAAUGUGGAAAGAGCUUUUGUGCAAGCACAAACCUUUAUCGUCAUCAAAGAAUCCAUAGAGGGGAGAAACCAUAUCAUUGCUUCGAAUGUGGAAAGAGCUUCAGUCAGAGCACCAAUCUCACUUCCCAUCAAAACGUUCAUACAGGGGAGAAACCAUAUCACUGCUUGGAAUGUGGAAAGAGCUUCAGUCAGAGCAGCAGUCUCACUUCACAUCAAAAAGUUCAUACAGGGGAGAAACCAUACCACUGCUUGGAAUGUGGGAAGAGCUUCAGUUGGAGAGACAGUCUCACUUCCCAUGAAAAAAUUCACAGCAGGGAGAAACCAUAUCAAUGCUUGGAAUGUGGAAAGAGCUUCAGCUGGAAGAAAAGUCUCAUCUCCCAUCAAAGAAUUCAUACAGGAGAGAAACCGUAUCAGUGCUUGGAAUGUGGAAAGAGCUUCAGCUGGAAGAAAAGUCUCAUCUCCCAUCAAAGAAUUCAUACAAGGGAGAAACUGUAUCAGUGCUUGGAAUGUGGAAAGAGCUUCAGCUGGAAGGUAACUCUCAUCUCCCAUCAAAGAAUUCAUACAGGAGAGAAACCGUAUCAGUGCUUGGAAUGUGGAAAGAGCUUCAGCUGGAAGAAAAGUCUCAUCUCCCAUCAAAGAAUUCAUGCAAGGGAGAAACCAUAGAAAUGCUUGGAAUGUGGAAAGAGCUUCUGUCAAAGACACCAUCUCACUUCCCAUGAAAAAGUUCACAGUGGGAAGAAAUCCUGUCAAUGCUUGGAAUGUGGAAAGAACUUCAGCCGGGAGGAAAAUCUCACUUCCCAUGAAAAAAAUCACAUAGGAGGGAAACCAUAAAUGCUGUGGCAGCUGGUGGUCACUGAGCCUGGCAGGGCUGCUAGGAUGCCAUGGAGACACAGCCAGUGAGGUCACAGAGGUUUAGGCAAGUUGGGAGGUGAUUAUAUACUGAUUAUGGGGAAGGGUUCAGUCUCAGGAUUCACGUGUACCUUUCUGUGCAGAAUUGCUCUUUAAUUGCUUUAAUAUAUUUUUUAAAAAGUUUGCUUGUUUGGAAAAGGAAAGGAAAGCACUGGAAGAAGAAAGUAUAAGAAUCCAUUGCUCUGUUUCCUCAACACAUGGUGUCUUAAGGACAUCAAAAAAUGGCUGCUCAUUCACAGUCAAGGCAGGGGAAAUACUGGCAAUCGGAGGAUAUCAAGCUGCUUUUUCCAUUUAUUUCAGCCGAGGGAAGGGCAAACGGAAUUCUGGCCAGCACACCCUAAUAAGCAGAACACUAUUCUGGCACGUUUUACACACACGUCUUGAGGCAGGAUAUGUCUGGUCUCCAGGCAGGCCCACUCACGAUUUAAAUUGUAUACAAACAUUUUUUUAAAGUUAUGCAGCGCCGUAGGGGGUGCCUGUGGCCAAGUCAAGGAGGUUCACAUCCUCUGGGUUGCCGGGGGAAGCUGAGCUGAGCUGAGAGGACAGGAGGCCACCAGGUGUGCAUCAUGCCUUUACUUUCCCCAUAGAAUCAGAAGAAUUAACUUUAGCAUUCAGAUAUAGUAGAAAACCGUUCCUUCAGACCAUUCAUUUUUGCAAUGUAAUUAAAUUGGUAAUUUUAAUGUAUUUAUUGCAAUGUAAAUAGUAUUUCCUCUUUCUGUUUCUGUUAGUGUGCGCUUCUGUGCCUGUAAGAGUGGUAUUCAAUGCUAGUUCUACUCAGAGUAGACCAACUGAAGUUAAAGGGCAUGACUAAUUUAGGUUCAUUCAUUUCAGUGGGUUAGGUGAAUAUGAAUUCAACUGAUCCAUUGAAUGCAACCCUAGGAUACUGCAGAUCUUAGCUUUUACAUCAUAUAAAAACUAGGGAAUGCCUUCUCUAAUUUCCUUGGAGGCUUUUUUUGGCAAAGGACCAAUCUAUUCUAGCAACAAAGCGUUUUAUUUAACUAAUAUAUAAUAUUAAUACCAAACUUUUAUUAUGUGUUUACUCUUUUUUUUAAGGUUCUCCUAUGAUGCUUUGCAUUUCAAUGUUAUGUCGUUAGGCCAGGGCUCCUUUGGACAGCUGAAUAAUUUGUAGAGCUGUGCACCGGAUGCAGCUGAAUCACAAACGCAAUGUGGUCGAUUUGUGAUGUGUCCGGAUUGAGUUGAAGCAGCUACAGAUGUCUACCAAAUUGAUCAGCUGGUGUUGAAUUAUUUGUAGAGAUUUGUACAGAUCUAUAGCUCAAAACAGUCUCUAUUUAAGCCAGAAAGACAGUCAUUGUACAACUUUCAGCGAAUACUGAAGAUGCCACUCUUCACUCUGGCCUUUGACACCUGAGAUGUAUAUUUUUAGGAUCCACCCUAUUUUCUGUGAUGUUGUUUAGGUUGUUUUAAACUGCUUUUAAUCGUUUGUUUUAAAAUUGUUGUAAACCGCCCUGGAACUCUGGGUGAAGGGCGGGAAAUAAAUCCUUAUAAUAAUAAUAGUCCACCAGCCUGUUUUCCUUUGGCUGGUUGUCGCCUGCCUGCCCAUUUGCCUGCUUCUCGCCCUCACCCACCUGGCUGUCUUCAAUCUCCCCACCCCUUUCUUGAGUUGUUGUCACUCUUCCCACCUCCUUUCCCUCAGGCAAGCAACCCAUCUAAACACUGAGCCUUUCUCCAUCUUGAGGACAAGACCCAUUGGGAAGGAAAGGAGAAAGGUGCCCUGCUGCUGUCGUUGGGUGGUCCCCAGCCCCAGGGAAGGUCUGAUGAAUGGAUGGGUGAAUGAUGGCCUCCCAGAGCAGCCACAGCAGUGGGGGGGCAUAAGGUGGUGCUGUUGCCACCUCCUCCUCGUCGCCAGCUACUUUGCUGGUAGGGGUUGGUGGGUGGCACAGGUGAGGCAGCUUUGUGCCCCUGGCUUCCACCAGUACGCACUGCUACCACUGACCAAGAGAGGGAGGGGCGAGACGUGGGGACUUCAACGUGGUGGCAGCACAGCAGCGGGAGUGCUUGCUCUUCAGAAGCCAGGGAGCCUCAGGCACCGUGGGGCUGACACUGGGGUCUUGGGCUUCCCUCAACCUGCUUUCAUUGGGUGCACAUACACACUCCAUUGCCAGCGUGGUGACAGAUGAGUACAAAUGUACUGAGAGAUCCACUGUUUUCAUUGACUGUUUCUGUAUCUGGGGUAUCCCAGGUGCUCCCUGCUAGAUGGCGUGUCCAGGAUUCUGUGGCCGCCCACCCCAUGGGGGAAAGGACAGGGAGAGAGACCCGGAUGGAGAACUUUCACUCUGUAUCAGAAGAUGGGCUCAAGAGCAGGCAGCCUGCACAAGGAUUCCCCACCCAGUAUUGCAGGAGUGGGAACCUGGUUAGCUCCAAGGGCCACAUUUUUGUCUUUGUGAAGUUGCCUGAUUGUCAGGUGUGUUCUCCCUCCCAGCUAUCAAGAUGCCUUGUGCCAGGUUCCCAGGCAUGCAACAGCUAGGUGGCUGUCGGGCGCUUUUGAACGACAGCGCAGGGGGCAUCACCAGCCCUAUGCCUAGGCAGUUUGGGAAGCUCCAUGCACGGGGCUGGCAAAGUGCGGCUUUCUCCCCUCUUCAUCAGGUGACAGGGAGAGAGAAGCAAGCCUGCAUUUUCUUCCUUCUCAAACUGGGGGGGAAGUAACGAUAAUGGUUACACUGUCUACGAGAGGUGAUGUUUCAUUUU